AGGAAGGAAAGAGAAAGAAAGAAAGAAAGAAAAAAAAGAAAGAAAGAAAGACAGAAAAGGUUAUUUUUCAUUGGAAUACAAGUGUGAUGAUGCCACUGCAUUAAAGAAAGAAAGAAAGAAGGAAGGAAAAAAGUUAUUUCUCAGUAGAGCACAAGUGUGAUGAUGUCGCUACAUUUAAGGAAGGAAGGAAAGAGAAAAAAAGAAGGAAAGAAAAAGAAAGAAAGAAAGAAAGAAAGAAAGAAAGAAAGAAAGAAAGAAAGAAAGAACAGCAACAGUAUAAGAACUGUUGCUCUGAAAUCCUAUGAUUGAAAUUGCUGGUUUUGAAAUGUGUUGAUAAGUGAAAGAUACUUUCUAUCUGUGUACCUGAGACACUUGCACUAAGCACACUCAGGUGCACAGCAUGCAUGUGGCUCCACCUAUGUUAGUAAUAUAUUCCUUGUAAGAGCAGAGUCAUUUACAGUGGGAAAUUCCUUCACCUGGGGAGGGCUGGGCAAAAGAUGAAAAGAUCCUGAAGAGGAGAAAAUGACUGGGAACAAACUCAUUUGAAUGUCUGGAUAUCUGGCUUCUCCCUGAACACUCACCUGCUCAUCCCUCACACAUACACAACCUCACCUGCUGUGUCGUGAGCAAACAGCUGGCUCUGCUGCUUCUUUUACAUGAGUUUGGGAACUGUUGACUUCUGAGAAAAGAAGGCUCAGACAUGAUAUAAAAGACAUUAUGAUUUAUUUGAAAUUCAGGAAAAAAUUAUGGAAUUUUCUGUAAAUGCCCAUUUACAUUGAAGAGUAUUUUACACAGGAUGACUAGAGACUUUGACAUUUCUCAAUGACCAUGAGAACUUGGGCGCUAUUUCUUAUCAAGGUGUGGGUUUAACGCAAAGAAAGCAGAUCCGUAAAUACUGUACAUGGAACGCAUGUUUAAAGUCCACUGAUGUCUGCCAUUCUUCUGGUCUGUGUUUGGACUAUCUUGAACUGGACAUCUUUGGGCCUGACCAUUGGUGUGAAAUCAUGGACACCUUGCACAGACCUCCAACCACUGGACAUGUUGUCUGAAAUUAUCUCUCCAAAUAAAUCCUUGCCUGGGUUAAAGAUGGUUCAGUCUCAAGGAGUGCGUGGGUUUCAUCUCUCAGGAUCACCCCAUGAAUUGAGUUUUCCAUCAUCCCACCUAUUCCACAACUGUAAUCUCUUUCCAGAGGAGUUUUCUAUUGUUAUUACAGUGAAAAUCCCAAGUCUUCCACCUAAGAAAAAUGAAUACUUGUUCACCAUGAUCACUGAAGACAGCAGACAUGUUCUUCUUGGCCUGAGGUACUCUGAAAAUAAGCUACAUUUCCUGUUCAGGAAUACAGAACGCUCUGAUGAAUGGCAAACCAAAGUUACUUUUCGAAGCAUCUCAUUGGCUGAUGAUCGGUGGCACACAUUGGUCUUAGCUGUGUCUGGAACUUCUAUCACCCUUACCACUGAUUGCAAUAUACCAACAGAAAUUGUUCUCAACAAACCAUUUCCAGCAUCCUUAAGCACCACCAAAUCAUGGAUUUAUGUUGGAAACAGAAGACGGCGAAAAGGAUUUUUCUCUGGCUUGUUGAGACAGCUUGUCCUUCUGCCAGGAUCUGAUGCAACAUCUACAAUAUGCCCUAAUGCCAAACCGAGGAUAUCAGAGCUGUCCAUCCCUGGAGUGCUGAAAGAGCUGCCGCUUAGGACCGAUGAUAACAAUGAACUACAACUAAUGUACCCUUAUGAAGCUGAUAUGAAAGUAACAUUAGGCCCUCAGCCUCCCUGUUCUAGCAGUGAAAUGUCCCAGUUCUGGAUGGAUACAUCGCUGAAAGGUCUCUUCCUCUGUAAUGGUAUCAAGUGGAUCCCAGUGCUUGAAAGGAAAGAGAAGCUGGAUUAUGUGGAGGAAUAUCAGAACCUGGCCACUGCUUCAGAAACCAUGGGACUGGAAAUUUUCCUCAUCCAAGAUGUAGGGUAUUUCGCUGUAAUGGCUAACAGGAACAAUCAGCCUGGUUCAGCUCUCUAUAGGUGGAGUGAUGGAAGAUUUAUCAUUCAUCAGUAUUUUCUUACCUAUCAAGCCCAAGCCUGGAAGCACUUCACUAUAGAAAAACGGAUAUUCUUAGCCUUGGCUAACUUUGAGAAGAAUGACUAUGGGGAGGAGCUGUCAGUCAUUUAUAAAUGGAAUCCAAAGAAAAGGAAGUUCUUUCCAUAUCAGAGUAUACAAACGUACAGUGCCCGUGACUGGGAAGCCUUCCACAUAGAUGGAGAGACUUUUCUGGCUGUUGCCAAUCACAGAGAAGGUAAUAACCACAACAUCAACAGUGUUAUUUACAAGUGGAACUCAAGCAAUGGGUUAUUUGAGAUCAACCAAACCAUUUCUACCUCAGGUGCCUACGACUGGGAAUUCUUUAGUAUUGGACCAUAUUCUUUUCUGGUUGUAGCAAACACGUUUAAUGGAACGUCAACCAAUGUCCAGUCCCACAUCUACAUUUGGCUUGGAAGUGCGUUCCGGUCCUUUCAAUCUAUAAUGACAUUUGGAGCUUCUGACUGGGAGUUUUUCCGAAUACAAGAUCGCUUCUUCCUGGCUGUAGCCAACAGCCACAAUUACACUGUAGGAAUAAAGACUCAAAAACCGGAGGAAUAUGCCAUUAAUUCUGUUAUAUACGAGCUGAAUAUCACUGCACAGCAGUUUGUAAAGUUUCAGGAUGUUCUCACCUACAGCGCUGUUGAUUGGGAGUUCUUUACAGUUGGAGAAGAUUAUUUUCUGGUUGUGGCAAAUUCUUACGAUGGCAAUUCAUUUUCCGUAAACAGUGUUAUUUACAGGUGGCAAGGCUACGAAGGUUUUGUGGCCGUGCAUUACUUACCAACGUACGGCUGUCGGGACUGGGAAGCAUUUAAAACCAGCAAUGGCUCUUAUAUAAUGUAUUCCAGUGCUAAAGAACCUAUUUCAAGGGUGUUAAAACUGAAGACUCUCUGAAGCACGUGAUUCAUUAGGAAAACAAUCCAUUCAAAAGCACAAAGAUCAUUUUUACUUGACUAAGAUGAAGAGUUGUAGAGCUUUGAUCAAUGCAAUAAAUGAGGUCUAUAUGUACCAUAGAGACCUUACACUGUA
Molecule: messenger RNA, 3096 nt
Organism: Rana temporaria (common frog)
Lineage: Eukaryota; Metazoa; Chordata; Amphibia; Anura; Ranidae
Gene: TSPEAR
Product: thrombospondin type laminin G domain and EAR repeats
Exons: 12
Coding region: 928-2961 (677 amino acids)
Biological process (GO): signal transduction
Source: RefSeq, a predicted model, not a curated record